UUGGCCUGAAGUUUCCAGGAAAGUAGCAAAUAAAUACAUUAGCCUAGCGUCAUCAAUCUAUUAUCCAUGUAGCAAACUCAACCGAGAAUCGAUAAAACUCGUUUUGUAAUUUGCUCUUCGAUGGCAGGAGCAUCUUCUGUAUCUUCUUCUUGUUGUUUUUUCUAAACUCAAAACAAAAAUCGAUAAAACUCGUUUUGUAAUUUUCUCCUCGAUGACAAGAGCAUCUUUUGUUUCCUCUAAGGGACCUCGAGUGUUCAUCAAUUUCAGGGGAAAAGACCUUCGGAAAACCUUCAUCUGCUUUCUUGUGACUGCCUUGAGAAAGGGAAACAUCAACGUGUAUAUAGACGAAGAUGAGGAGAGGGGCAAAAAGCUAACCACACUGUUUGAAAGGAUACGUGAGUCGGAAAUCGUCUUGGUUAUCUUCUCUGAAGGAUACACCGAGUCAAAAUGGUGUCUGGAUGAGCUGGUAGAGAUCACGGAACGCGUGGAACAAGAAAAGCUCAGAGUGAUUCCCAUCUUCUACAAGCUUGAUAUCGCCGUGGUUAAACAUUUUCAAGGUAAAUUCGGCGAUCAGUUAAAGGAUCUGGUAAGUAGAUGCGAUAAUACUAAACCAGAAUCAUCAUCCCAAAAAUGGAAGGAAGCUGUGGUAACUAUUUGCCAAAGGUUUGCCUUGAACUUGCCAGAAGACAGUGAUAAAACCGAUGAAGAAUUCAUAAGCAUAAUCGUCGAGGACGUUAGGAAAAUGCUGCUGGAUACCUCCGCAGGAAGAAAUGGGAAAACAUUACAAAAUGACAAGGCAUCAAAUGAGGAAGCAGUGGCAGAGCAGGUCAAAGUUGACAAGUCAAAAAACAUGACCAAAAUAUUACCCGUGCAACCGUAUGAGUCAAAAAUAUGGGUUCUUGAAGCAAGGGAACUUUCUAUUACAUGGUCACACAACCCCAUAUAUUGGCUCUGGAUCCCUCUCCGAUUAUUCCCUUCCCAAAACCAAAAAACUCCAAGGGAACCAGGUAAUAAGGAAGUUGCGUAUUUGAGAAAUGUUUGCUGGCUAAACAUAACUGGAAAGUUUGACACACAAUGUCUGUCCCCGAGAACAAGGUACGAGGUAGUGUUUGUAGUGGUAUGGAUUGGAAGCAAAUGGAAGGGACCAGUGAACGUACAGUUGGUCGUGCCCAAGAGUAUGGGGAAACUACAAGAGCGGAGUGUGAACAUAUAUGACAUUGAAACUAUCAAGUGGAUGGAUAUUCCGGUCGGUGAGUUCACCACGUUGAACAAAAAUAUGGGGGAAAUCUCUUUCGCAAUGUGGAAUUACGAUUGCGACCUGUGGAAGUCAGGGCUCUUCAUUAAAUGUGUUGAAAUUCGCCCCAAAUAAGUGUGGGGCGAAAACUUAUAUGAAUAUUAUGAUUUACUACAAAACUUCUUAGGAAAAUAUUGGUAAGAAAAUAUUAUGAUUUAUAAGUAUGUACUAGAUUUUAAUC
Molecule: messenger RNA, 1475 nt
Organism: Capsella rubella
Lineage: Eukaryota; Viridiplantae; Streptophyta; Magnoliopsida; Brassicales; Brassicaceae
Product: protein PHLOEM PROTEIN 2-LIKE A5
Exons: 5
Coding region: 212-1369 (385 amino acids)
Biological process (GO): signal transduction
Source: RefSeq, a predicted model, not a curated record